AUGGAUCCAUUUUCCGCAGAGGGUGGUACGUCUCCAGACCUCGACCCCGUCGAGCCGAUUCGACCCUCACCGCACCAUGUACCAUGUGCUAACACUGACACGUUGCGCCCAACAGAACUCAUCAACAUCCACAAUGCCUUCCAUCAGGGCCAAUACGACGCCGUCCUCGACUUCGACACAUCAGCCCUCUCCCCGGAGAACCAACUCCCCGCCCGCGUUCUCAAGCUUCGCGCCAAGAUCGCCCUCGGCCAGCCCGACCAGGUGCUGAGCGACGUGGCCGGCGACGACGAAACCCCCGACCUGGCAGCGGUGAAAGCGCUGGCGCAGCACACCGCCGGAGACCACGACGGCGCCCUGAAGCUCGCCCAGGACCUCGCGGAAAACUACCCGGAGAACGCCACCGUCGAGGUCCUCUGCGGCACGCUGUUGCAGGCCCAGGGCCACAGCGAGGAGGCGCUGGCGUUGCUGGCGAAGCACCAGGGCAACCUGGAGGCGGUUGCGCUGAUCGUCCAGAUCCAUCUCCAGCAGAACCGGGCCGAUCUCGCGUUGAAGGAGGUGCAGGCCGCCAAGCGGUGGGCACAGGAUUCUCUCCUGGUGAAUAUCGCCGAGUCGUGGGUGGGACUGAGACUUGGCGGAGAGAAAUACCAGUCGGCGUUCUACGUGUACGAGGAACUCGCCUCGGCGCCCAGUACGUCUGCGCCGCUGUCUAUCGUCGGCCAGGCGGUCGCGGAGAUGCAUCUCGGUCGGUUGCCCGAGGCCGAGGCGGCGCUGUCGGCCGCCCUGGAAAAGUACCCCGACGAUGCGGAGUUGAUUGCCAACAGCGUUGUGCUGAAUGUGCUGGCCGGGAAGCCGACGGAGGAGCUGGAGGCGCGCUUGGAGCAGGUUCAGCCGUCGCAUGCUCUGCUGGCUGAUCUCAAGGAAAAGAGUGACUUCUUCGAUACCGCUGCUGCCAAGUACGCGCCGAAGGUGUCUUCGUGA
Messenger RNA from Aspergillus terreus NIH2624, 978 nucleotides. Its product is annotated as putative Coatomer subunit epsilon. Gene Ontology annotation, molecular function: protein binding; structural molecule activity. Lineage: Eukaryota; Fungi; Ascomycota; Eurotiomycetes; Eurotiales; Aspergillaceae. Gene Ontology annotation, cellular component: COPI vesicle coat. Gene Ontology annotation, biological process: intra-Golgi vesicle-mediated transport; retrograde vesicle-mediated transport, Golgi to endoplasmic reticulum; endoplasmic reticulum to Golgi vesicle-mediated transport. The record is from RefSeq and is a predicted model, not a curated record. The coding region runs from base 1 to 978 and encodes 325 amino acids. The transcript is spliced from 4 exons.